Amblyraja radiata (thorny skate) is the source of this 1904-nucleotide messenger RNA. RefSeq names its product jumonji domain containing 8 (gene jmjd8). The record is from RefSeq and is a predicted model, not a curated record. Gene Ontology annotation, cellular component: nucleus. NCBI's taxonomy places the organism in Eukaryota, Metazoa, Chordata, Chondrichthyes, Rajiformes, Rajidae. The coding region runs from base 59 to 859 and encodes 266 amino acids. The transcript is spliced from 9 exons. Gene Ontology annotation, molecular function: cis-regulatory region sequence-specific DNA binding.
GUGGCGGCUGGGAAGUGUACCCGGGGUUGCCGGGGUAACGGUGGCCGGGAGCGCGGUGAUGGAGCGGCUGCUGCUGCUGCUGCUACUGCUACCUGUAUUGGCGUUGCUCGGCGUCGUCUCGCCGGUGGACGUGGAGACCGACGGAGGCUGGCAUACAGAUCACUCCAUGCAACUGGUUGAUAAAGGAUCAUGCAAUGUGGAAGUGAGAGACUCUUUGACUUAUUCCGAAUUUAUUCACUGGUACGCAUAUACAAAGCCAGUGAUUAUUCGAGGACUCACCCAGAAUGAGCAAUUCAGGGCUCUCUGCUCGAAGCAAAGACUUCUGCAGGAGUUUGGAAAUCGGUUGGUGAGACUGAGCACAGCAAACACUUACUCCUAUCAUAAAGUUGAUGUUCCUUUUAAAGAAUAUGUUGAGUACAUGAUGAAGCCUCAAUCUUUGAAGUCUUUGGGUAAUGAUACACUGUACUUUUUUGGAGAUAACAAUUUUACAGAGUGGGGCUCUCUCUUCAAAACAUACAUCCAGCCUCCAUACCGCCUCCCUGGGACCAAAGGAGCUUACAGCUUUGGGAUAGCUGGAGCAAGUACAGGAGUGCCUUUUCACUGGCAUGGAGCAGGAUAUUCUGAGGUUGUAUACGGACGAAAGCGCUGGUUUCUUUAUCCACCAGACAAAACACCAGAGUUUCACCCAAACAAGACCACCCUGUCGUGGAUACUUGACACAUAUCCAUAUUUAUCAGAGGAGGACAAACCACUGGAGUGUACCAUACACCCAGGAGAAAUACUGUAUUUUCCAGAUCACUGGUGGCAUGCUACUUUUAAUAUCGACAGCUGUGUCUUCAUUUCUACAUUUUUAGGGUAAACUCUUGUGAACUCUAGGAAAAGAUGCAUGCUUACCCAGUUCAUUUCCUGAAUCUACACUGGAUCAAGACCAUAUGAUCUUCUAAAAACAGCUGCCCAAAAUUGGUAUGCGAACAUGACUGGAAAAAGCCAUGCCAAGGUGUAAACAUAAAUACAACUGAGCUUCCAACCCAACCUACAAAUGAAAAGAGAAAAACAGCACAGGGGUUCCACCCAAAACAGUAUCUAAUCCUUUUCUCCAGAGAUGCUGUCUGACCCGCUGAGUCACUCCAGCUUUGUGUCCAUCUUCACACUAUAAUUUCAGUUGUCUUUUCCAUUGGGGGUGGAGUGGUGCUCAGGAUGCUAAUUUGGGGCUGAACCACCACACACCUAUACACUGGACAUCAUUAUUGAAAAAGGUUCUCCAGCUGAACAUAGAAGUCUCAGAGUUUAAAAACAUUGAGUACAGAAAACUUGAACCACUAUUCUAUUCUGGUACUGAAACAAUUCAGUUAUUUUAAUGCAAGAAAUGUCGGAAUGGUUUACAAGCUUUGUUCUAUUCUCUAUGGUAUCUGAUUGUUAUUGCAUGUGGAGCUGCUACAUAUUGUUAUGGUAUCUCUUAGUUUAAGAAAGUGUCCUGUGAGAAUUCCUUAUUACUUUAAGGUAUGAAAUGUUUACAUUCCCUAUCUCAUACCACGUCAAAUUAGAGCAAUACCUAAAGAAACAAUUUUGAUUCACAUUCAUUUCUGGCUAUUCCAACGCACUUUAUAGCCACUAAGUACUUUUGAAGUGUAGUUAUUGUUAUAUCCAAAAAAUAUGGCAGGUUUGAAGUUAAAACAAUAAAGUGAAGGCCAGAUAAUCAGUUUAGUAAAGAUGAUUGUUCAAUAUUAGCUAGUACAGUCGGGUUCUCCCUUACUUCUCUUUGAAGUAAUGAGAGCAAUGAAACCCUUUAAGCCCCUGGCUCACUUAGGCGAUUUAUUUCGGCGACUACAGGCGAUUAGGCUGUUGCCACAUGGUCACGGGGUGAAGCCUGUAUGGUCGUGAGUAGCCUCCUCAAGUCGCCUAAA